GUAAAACCUUACACUCAUUUUGUGAAAUAUCCGAUAUCACCAGAGGAAAAGCUUGCGGUUACAUUAAGAUGCCAAAUGGGUCCUCAAGGCCGAAUGAAGUUAUUUCACGUGUUUUCUGGUCACGCUAGGAUCGAGAACAUGGUAACGAAAGGUCAUAUCAGCGGCAGAACAUUAUUAACUUCGCAAGAAAACGAGCGAUGAGGUCAUGCCCGAGCAGCACAUGGACGUGGACUUCCCACGCACAGCGCAAGUGCAAGUGUACUUCACUGUGGGCACGCGCUACGAGACCGCCAUCUUCCGAUCGGACAUACCAACUGAAGAGCUUAAAGAUUUAUUCCGUUCUGCAGCGGAAGCAGGUCCGCACGACGUGGUCAAAUUGUACAGCCGCACAGGUCAGCUACUCAAUAUCAGUGCAGACCUCGAGGCCAAUACUCCUGAGACGAGAUACUCGCUGCAAGUGGUCGCAGCGGACGGACUUGCUAGCGGCAUGUUACGCGAAGAGACAUGUCUUCAGUUAAAAGCCCUCGAAGAACGUAUCACUGAAAUUGAACGUCAAUUAAAAAACGACCUUCCUCUGCCCGUUGCAGUGCAACAGUUGCAGCAGCAAGUCGAUGGAAUCCGACAGAAACUGGAUAUUCGCGAACCACCGUGA
Agrilus planipennis (emerald ash borer) is the source of this 652-nucleotide messenger RNA. RefSeq lists its product as uncharacterized. The transcript is spliced from 4 exons. The coding region runs from base 206 to 652 and encodes 148 amino acids. The record is from RefSeq and is a predicted model, not a curated record. NCBI's taxonomy places the organism in Eukaryota, Metazoa, Arthropoda, Insecta, Coleoptera, Buprestidae.